CUCUUCUUCUUUCUUUUCUGGGCUGGUUUGAUGUUUGUCACUGGCUAUGCUGUGAUGGCUGGUGCUGCAGAAAGACUUGUGCUUGGAUAUGACAGCUUUGGGAACGUAUGUGGCAGGAAGAACACUCCUGUGGAAGGGGCACCCCUUUCUGGACAGGAUAUGACUAAUAAAAAGUAUGUGUUCUUUCUGAAUUCGUGCAGCCUGGAAAUGCAAAGCUUCAAAAUAAGUUCACUUUCCUUGUGUGUGUCUAGUUGUCCAGAAGAGAAACUCAACUCUUUGGAAGAUCUCCAGAGUUUUGCAAGGAACAAUGGUUCUUGUCUCUGCGUUUACAACCUGAACGUUUCCAGUUACACGCUAGAUCCAAAAGCAGCUGAGCUGUGUCCCACACUGCCAGUUCCACCAAGUAAAUCUUUUCCAUUAUUGAAUCGAUGUGUUCCACAAAGUCCUGAGUGUUAUUCCCAAUAUGCCUCUGUCUUGAUCAACAUGGUUAAUGAAAUGGAUGUGUUUCACCGUAUCCUGAGCGGAAUAUUGGUAGGAAGAGAUACUGUGAUAGGACUGAGUGUCUUUGCACUAGCCUUCUCUUUUAUAGUGAUUUUAGCCUUCAGAUUUAUUCGGACGCUUCUUGUGCAUACUUUGAUUGCACUACUGGUGUUUGGUUUGUUGUUUGUCUCAGGUGUUGUCUGGUGGCUCUAUUACGACUACAGAAACGAUCCCAGCACUGAAUUGGAAACAGAAAAGGAAAAUGUAAAAUUUCUCCUUGGGUAUGCUAUCUUCUCAACAGUACUUACUGUUGUUCUGCUUUCCCUUAUGCUUCCACUGAGAAAGAGGCUUCAGUCCACUAUACAGCUCUUUCAAAUUGUUAGUGAAAUCAUUGGCAGAAUUCCUUUCCUCCUGUUCCAGCCAUUCUGCACCUUUCUGAUCCUCGUGAUGUUCUGGGUGUUUUGGGUUGCUGUACUACUUAGCUUAGGAACAGCAGGUACUGCACAGACUACUUCAGGAGGACAAGUGGAAUACAGAGCUCUGUCUGGAAUUUGCUACAUGUUCUGGUAUCAUUUUGUUGGCCUUAUCUGGACCAGUGAAUUCAUUCUUGCCUGUCAGCAAAUGACGAUUGCUGGGGCAGUGGCCUCUUGUUACUUCAACAGAAAUAAAAGUAGUCCUCCACCUCACCCAGUCCUGUCUUCCAUGUCAGUUCUUUUUUGCUACCAUCUAGGAACUGCCGUAAAAGGCUCCUUUCUAAUCACAGUGCUGAGAGUACCAAGGAUUGUCCUCUUAUACCUUUAUAAUGCCCUAAAACAAAAGGAGAGUGCAUGUGCAAAGUGCCCAUUCAAGUGCUGUUUGUGCUGGUGUUGGUGCCAGGGGAGUUGCUUAAGAUACUCUAACCAGCAUGCAUACACAGCUACCACCAUAAAUGGGACAAACUUCUGUACCUCAGCAAAGGACGCUGGCUUUGUUUUGGAGAAGAGCUCUGCUAAACUUGCAUCCAUCAGCUGCCCUGGAGAUUUUCUCCUGUUUCUAGCAAAGGUGUUUGUUGUGUGUUUUACUGUUUUCGGAGGACUGAUGGCAUUUAACUACCAUCGGGAGCUGCAAACUUGGGUAGUUCCUCUGCUGCUGGUUGGAUUUUUUGCCUAUGUGUUGUCCCACAGCUUUCUGUCUGUGUUUGAAGUGACAGCAGAUGCCCUGCUCCUUUGCUUUGCUAUUGACAUGGAAACAAACGAUGGAUCUGCAGAGAAGCCAUACUUCGUGGAUCAGGAGCUGCUGACCUUUGUGAGUCGAAGUAACAAGGUAGCAGAAAGGCAAAAGCGCAGGAGCAUGAGACCUUCCCAAGACAAUGAAGAUGGCAUAGAGCUGCAGCCUAUGACAGGAAUGUGAGGUGCCCUGGGAGCGUGAAGACAGACCAGCA
Messenger RNA from Indicator indicator, 1900 nucleotides. It is a transcript of the gene SLC44A3, whose product is annotated as solute carrier family 44 member 3. The record is from RefSeq and is a predicted model, not a curated record. Bases 31 to 1869 code for a protein of 612 amino acids. Lineage: Eukaryota; Metazoa; Chordata; Aves; Piciformes; Indicatoridae. Gene Ontology annotation, cellular component: membrane. Gene Ontology annotation, biological process: transmembrane transport. Gene Ontology annotation, molecular function: transmembrane transporter activity. The transcript has 15 exons.